AUGCCGUAACAAGCGUGGACUUCCAUUCAGAAUGCGGAAAAUCAAUGAGGUCAGCCACUCGAUCAGGUUCCCCUAUCUCUGAGAGACAGCGGAAGCUUGAAGAUAGACAUGGCAUACUGCGGAUCCAGGAAAACAUCUCCUUUUUGGAACGGCCCCAAUCCGAGGGAAUGCCCAGGUAUUUACCAUACUUACUGAGAAUAGGGACUCUUAAUUCUUGUGCAAGAUUUUGUUGUAAUGAAAUAGGACAGUAUUUGCUGAAAAACACACCAGAUUUGUUUCUAUUAAUGAGCUGGCCUGUAGCAACACAAUAUUGGUUUAGGAGAUUGGCAAGGUUAUGGCAUUCAGAUAGAGUUGCUUUAAGGAAAAAUACUGAAUCAUCAGCAAAAAAGAGGUGAGAUAAUUUAGGACAGUCUCGAUUGAAUUGAAUCCCCUUUAUAUGGCCAAUAGCAACAGCUUGAGUAAGAGUAGUGGAUAGGGCAUUUGCAAUU
Messenger RNA from Eucalyptus grandis, 488 nucleotides. RefSeq lists its product as uncharacterized. The transcript is spliced from 3 exons. The coding region runs from base 45 to 395 and encodes 116 amino acids. Lineage: Eukaryota; Viridiplantae; Streptophyta; Magnoliopsida; Myrtales; Myrtaceae. The record is from RefSeq and is a predicted model, not a curated record.